AUGCGUCUGUACACCGUCCUACUCGCCACCGCUGCCGCGAUGCUCGCCAGCAACGCUGCGGCCGACAAAUGCACUAUUGUCACCAAGGCGCCGGCUGUCACGACCGCGCCCACUGGCUCAUACGACGCGUCCAGCGGAUCUGCAGUGACCCAGGACUCCACUGCCGCCUCGGCCGUUGACGCCAGCCAGGCUUCGAACGCCGACGACACGAACCAGGGCGUUACCCAGACCUCUGGCUCGGAUGCUCCGUCCAGCGACGACGACACCGAACAGACUUCUGGCUCGGGAGCUCCGUCCAGCGAUAACGCAUCCCAGAACACCGACGUUGCUGCCUCCUCGGACACUGCCGGCGAGGCGGACACCGGCGUCGACUUCACGGCCACCCCGACCGCAACUACUCUCGCCCCUACUGUUGCCUCCAGCUCCAGCGGCUCACUCGCCAGCUCUAGCUCCAGCUCUGCUUCGGUCCCUACUACGUCGAGCAACUCCACGGCUACCUCCACCACCUCCGGCGACAACUCGAAGCUUUGCGCCAAGCCGCGCGUGGUUGUCACGGAGGUUGAUGUCGGCGCCACUGUCGAGAACAACGAGGAGGAGGCCGCCCUCAAGGUUAUCGCCAUCGCUGCUCUGCCCUCAGGUGGCUCGCGCAUUGCCUUCCAGAGUGGUGACAACGUAAUCGUUCGCGAGCUGGACGCCAACGACAAGCUGGUGGCCAGCAGCCCCGCCGUCAAGGUGCCGAUGAACGACUUUGCCGACAUCUACGCCGACAAGAACGGCUUCGUUAUCCUCGGAACGAGAGACGCUGAGGGCGGCGGCACCCUCAACUGCGGUAACCCCAGCAACCUGUGCGGUUCGGCACCUAGCCCGGCGGUUCCCUGCUAUGACAUGUACAUGGCCCGUUACGACGGCGCGAGCGAGAAGUGGGCCACCAAGCUCACGUCAUCCAGCGCUUCGCUGCCUCCUUACUCGUCGUCGGCCAGCGGCCCGGACGUGUACAUGAUCUGGUGGUACGCUCACCACGGCCGCAUUGCAUUCGACGGUACCAACUGGGCCGCGUACUUCGGCGCUGCCAUCUCGACGUCGGAGGGCGGCUGCAUCAACAUCCACCAGGGCGACCGCAUGAAGGUUGUGAACCCGUCCGGCAAGAUCGCGGACAACAAGGACUCGUUCGACUGGGGCUGCUCGCACUCGGGCUACGAGCGUAUUACGUUCGACAACCGCACCAACAGCUUUGCCACGAUCUGCAAAACCGACAGCAACAACCGCCUCAUGCCACCGAACAACUGGGAUGUGACGGUCUACCCCGUGAACCUGGCUGCUGCCGACCUCGGUGACAUUGUCCCGGACGGAGACUCUUCCAGCAACAAGUACUGGUCGACUGUGAGCAACGGCGACGGCGACAACGCCAAGGUGCACCUGAUCCACUACGACCUCAAGUCGAAGGCCAGCGAGGACAUUGUCCUGGGCGGCACCGACGCCAACGAGCGCGCUCCUCACCUCGCCCCCAUCGGCAACGACGGUAUGCUCGCUAUGUGGGAGGGCAGCUCGUCGGGUGGUGACCUCCAGGAGGGUGGUGACCGCACGAUCUACGCCCAGGUGCUUGACCGUGCUACGGGCAAGGCCAUCAGCGAGAAGAUCACGGUGGACAAGUCGGUGGUGGGCAACCGCUACCAGGCCCUCAAGAGCUACCCGGACGGCAGCGUGGCGUACCUGUCGAAGGGCAAGACCGACACGUCGGUGCAGGUUGCGCGCUUCUUCGGCUGCUAA
Phytophthora sojae is the source of this 1767-nucleotide messenger RNA. RefSeq lists its product as hypothetical. The transcript has a single exon. The record is from RefSeq and is a predicted model, not a curated record. Bases 1 to 1767 code for a protein of 588 amino acids. Lineage: Eukaryota; Oomycota; Peronosporomycetes; Peronosporales; Peronosporaceae.